Messenger RNA from Trichoplax adhaerens, 5814 nucleotides. RefSeq lists its product as uncharacterized. Gene Ontology annotation, molecular function: protein binding. Gene Ontology annotation, cellular component: nucleoplasm. The record is from RefSeq and is a predicted model, not a curated record. Bases 1 to 5814 code for a protein of 1937 amino acids. Gene Ontology annotation, biological process: regulation of DNA-templated transcription. Lineage: Eukaryota; Metazoa; Placozoa; Uniplacotomia; Trichoplacea; Trichoplacidae. The transcript is spliced from 16 exons.
AUGACCGAGCGGUCCAGAUUGAAUGUCACUGAGAUUGAUAUGUCUAUGGUGGACGAUCGGAAUGACGUUUCUUGUGACGAGGCACGUCGGGUGUUACGGCGCUUAGAAUUAGAAGCCUACUCGUCCAUUACCAGUGCCUUGCGGGCACAAGGCGAUUUGUGCAAGGAAAAAAAGCAAUUACUCCAGGAUAUAUGUUAUCAGCUAGGAAUUUCUACUGAAAGAUAUCGGGCUGAACUUCGUCGUGCUGCUAACGAUGAUAUGUUAACAACUAUCGCUAAUAGAUUAUCUGGGUCAAACAGUUCCGAAGAAUGGCUCUCUGAGGGCCGACGUCUCGCACCAGUUGUGCCUCGUCUUGUACCUCAAACCGUACUUUCUCCAAUUGCUAAUGCGGCUGCAACUACGUCUUUUAUGAUUGCUAGCGGUAGACCUCCUACUAUCGAAACCAUUUCAUUGACUAAAAGUGAUAAGCAAGAUUUAAAUAUUAAUGGAGCGCAUAACUCUAUCGAACUACCAUCAUUUGCGGAUAAACAAAGCAAAAUUACUCCAAACGGUACCACUGAUGAAAAGAAUGAUUCCACAUCGAAUCCUGCUGUUCGUGUAAAACGUAAGCGUCGUAUGCCUAUGAGUGACAGUAAUAAUCGUGAUCGCUCCAAGCUGUCCAAAUCGGCGUCCUUACAUGCUUUAACUUCUAAGUUAUCUAAACAAACUGCAGUGGUAUCACCAUCUAGCGAAAUCAUAGCACAAAUUAUGAAUCCUGUUACCAGUGAAGCAGUGACUGCAACUAUUAACAAAAAAUCAAAUCGUAGUAAUAGUAUAACUUCUGCUUCUCAAUCUAUAUCACCUAUUGAGACAAAUAGAAAGAAUUUGAUGCCAUCAUCCAAAAAACAACGUUCAAAUUUAACAUCUGCUGCCUCAAGUAUUGAAAAUCGCCAUUCUUCUACUACUACUGUAACAACAACUACUACCACUGCGAGUAGUGCCUCACCUUCGUCAUCACUGCAAGUUAAUAAAUCAACUUCAAAGCAAGUUAAUAAACAUAGAAAAUACCCGUCAAAUAUAAAAACAUCUAAAUCAUUCUUUACCAAUUCAUCUGCUAGUCUCACGACGGCUUCCGCUAGCAUAAAAACGACAGUAUCAUCGAUUAGUGGUUCUACAUCGACUAAAAUUAAAGUUAAGCUUCCAAGACAACGAUCAAAAGCUACCAAAUCAAAAAUUUCUUUAGUAGUACCUGCCAUGAUCAAACCUGAUAAAGUUAAGUCAGCUACUACUGUAGCUUCUGGAGCCACAACCUCUUCUACUUCAGUAUCCGUUGUCAAUCGUACCGGUAUAUUAACAUCUACCUCAUCAAUACCAACUACUGCCGUCUCCGAGUCAAAAGGAAUAAGUAACAUUACCUCCUUAUUAAGGACGACAGCUAAGCAAAAUCGCCUUGCAACAACAACUAUCUCGACGUCAUCUCCUUUUUGUUCAAAUCCUACGCCAACUGAACAACAUUCGACUAAUUCUGUUGUUGCUACAAUGGGUAGUCAAAAUAUAACUCAUAGUGCAUUGAAUUCUACGCCUAGAUUUACGGUUCCCAUAGAUAUUAGGAAUUUACAAGAUCAAAGUAGGAAAUUGACAGAAAGUCUAAAUAAAACAAUUUUAAGCACUUCGUUGCAACGUAACUCAUCCAAGGCCACAUCUAAAUUGUUAUCAGAGAUUAGCAAAUCUAAAACAACUGGUCUCUCAGAAAAUACGACACGUGGAAUUUUAGAUAGACAACAAAAACGGAGCGAAACGACUAACCAGGGUAAUAUAACUCAGCCAUUUGGAAAAUCUGACAAUAAGAAUACGAAAAAACAGGAUGGGCAGAAUACAAUAGCUUCCCUUGCUAUGCAAUCUGCAGAACACGAUGAGUCACAAGAUCAGUCUCCCACAAAACCAUCUUUGACGAAUUUAACUAGUAAACUAGGAUUAGAAUUUUCGAAAUCUGUAAACGCCCAUAUUGGUGGCUUUGACGAUGCUAAGAAGAAUAAUAACACUAGUAAUAUAAAAACAGAUAAUAAAGAACUAGAGAUUGAUACUUGUCAUCUGCGGAAAGAAAGCGCAAUUGACAGUAGCACGCCAGUAGUCAACGUUACAAAGAGUACCGACGAAAACGUUGAGAAUAGAGGAAUAAUAUCAGUAAAAACUGUGGACUCCUCGAAUGAUGAUAUGAUGGAAGAGAAAGCUUUCUCCCAAGUGGAAAGUAAUGCUAUAGAUGAAACUAUCGGCGAAUCAAAGGAUCAUAUUAAUGAAAGAACUGCUAACUUACAAGAAGACAUUAUGGUAGCCACCGAUGACCAUGAUUAUUGUAUAGAUAGUUCUACGCUAUCCCAUAAAGUUAGCGAAAAAGUGACUUGCUCCGAUAUCUCCUUGCAAAGUAGCUCAAAUGCUAACGAGGCAGAAUCUCCGAAGAUGCAAACAGAAACUGAUCGCAUGGAUUUCUUUGAAAUGAGCACUAAUGGAAGUGAAACAUCAGAAUCUAAUAAUCAAAUUGACAAAGGUACUACAGUGGUAACUAGCGAUGACUUAAAGGAAGAUCGAUCCUAUAAUUUAACUUCACAUAUUGAUGAUGGCGAAGCGGUCAUGGACAAUGGAACGGCUGACAUGGUAUCGGUGAUAAGUACGGAUGAUAGGUCAAAUCACAAGUGUGAAUUAUCAAAUGUUUCUGGUGAUGGCAAUUCGAUAUCGAUGACGGAAGCUAUCGCUGGAGCUACUGCGGCUAAAGCUACUGAUGAAAGUACUAACGUUAGACAAAUUGACGUAACAAACGAUUUCGAAAUAGUUGUUGAAAAAAUUGAAGUGGGCAGCGGUAAAAUUCAUCAUGUUGCCCAUGCAGAAUCAAAUAUUAAGAUGGAAAGCAUGGAAAAAGCGACGACGUAUACUGAUCUUUUUGAUACUAUCAGUGAGGACUCUAUGCCUGACAAUAAUUCAGAAGUUCCAAUGUCAAUCGAUGUAACUGAUACUGAAGUAGAUGCCACCGAUAGCUGUAAUUAUAACGAAUCAGAGGCUACAACAAAACUAACUGGUAACUCUCAAUCCCAGCGAGAAGUCGCAGAUGUUACUGUAAGACCAGAUUAUGUCGAACGCGAUAGUGUUAAUGUAAUUGUAGGUGCAAAAUUUGAUAUGGAGAAUCCGAACAAAGCGAAAGUCGGAGUAAAGGUAAAAGAUGACGACACAGAUAUUAUCCUAGAAUCUAACACUGAAGUUGGUAAUACCAGUUGGACUGAGAUAAAAAAUAAUUACAAUGAGGUAAGAGAUAGUAGUCAUCUCACGCCGAAUGAUAGUGAAGCAGAUCCAGCUGUUAUUCAAGGUACCGAAGCAGAAUUAGCAGCCCAAGUAGAUGAUAGUGAAGGAGGUGAGGUGGUUACUGAAAACCUUACCAACGUUAGCAGCGAGUCACAGGCUGAGAUAAAUAGCGUUGGAAUCCUAGAGAUAGAUGCAGACUUCAACAAAGGUACUAGCAGCGAAGUCUACACUGAUAUCGAUAUACAUUUGGAAGGUAAUCUGCUUAAAGAAAGUGUCCGAAAUACUGAUGUUAUACCAAUGGCUACCAUAGAUGCAAAAGAAGACAAAGUUUUAGAUAACACUACAAAUCUGGAAAUUGAGUCUGGUGGAAAGGAAAAUCUAAUGACCAAAGUGAGUGCUAAUUUGGUCGAAGCAAAGUUAGAAGAUGAUAACGCUGAUAACGCAAAGUUUAAAGAUGAAACUACGGGUAUUAAGCCAGAUGACAGUAAAUACUUGGACAAGAAAACCGUACAGAUAGAGGAUUCUAACGUCACCGAAUGUAGCAUUAUGUCUUCCACAUUACGUGGAGACAAUGAUAAUGUUAAACAAGCAGAUAUUGCAACUGAGAAGAUAGACUCUGUCUCGUUCGAGACGCGAAAUAGUGGAUCAAGUCCCAAAAUAGUUAGUGUUUCAUCAUAUUCCAACUUUGAUGAGUUACCCUUGAGAAGCGUUAGCACUGAAAUAACUGCAGUCGAUAGUUUUAAAAAUACUAAAUUUCGUGCUAAAUUAAAUAUCCAAGAGGAUGCAAUGAGGACAGUGAAUAAUGCAAACUACAAUGUACCACAAGUGGAGAAAUCUAAGAUUGAAUCGAAUUUAGGCAAUUUUACAGAUGUCGCCCGAGUGGUCAAACCUGAAUCAAGGAAUGAACUGGCUCAAAGGACUUACGUUGUUGAAAACUCGAUUUCUGAAGAAUCUUUAAAAAAAGAUACUGUCUCCGAUGCAAACUCGACUUCUGUUUCUGAUGUAAUAAGUUUUAUGGAUUUUGGAAUUAGUAAUCGAAGAACUGAAAUUACUAACAUUGGUUCAAAUACCAAAAUAUUUAAUUCCAAAGAAGAGAACAUGGAUAGCAAUGCUAGUUUGACAAAUAGUAUUACCAUCAACUCUAGCUGUACAGCACUAAAUUACGAUGAGACAAGACUAACCGCUGAUAAGUCUGAGACUGCUAAUUUAAUUGCAGGUUCUGAGAUAGGUAACAAUGUUACAGGUAAGAUCUUAAACUUGGGAACUGAAGUUGCUAGUCUUGUUGAUAACAAUCAAACGACUAGCGAAGUUAAUUCCGGAAAAGAAGCUAAAAAUACGAAUGUUAAAGUCUGCGAAUCAAAUAAAUCUACAUCGGAAAAUCAAUCCACGAAUAUUUUGAAUGUUGUAUCUCUCGAUUCCUUUGCAAAUGUUACGGACUUUGAUCAUGAAAAUAUAAGAAGCACUAGCCCAAAUACUGUCGAUAUAGAUGCAAAUGAUGUAUCGAACGAUUUGCUGAGGAAAUCUGAAACAAUCGUACAUACAUUUAGUAAUUCAGAAAUUGAAAUGGAGAACAAUAAUGAAUCUUCCGAUGUAUCAAUAUAUGCUAACGAGUUACCUCUCGAUAAUAAAUUAGAGACAGUAGACGAAGUGCCAACUGAAAGUACGGACUCUGAAGAUAUCCUUACCAGUGAUGACCAGUCGGCGAUAUCUGAUUCGAUGUACAAUAUCGCUGUAAACUCGAAUCAUCAAAGUAUUGAUAAUGGAUCGUCUCAAUUUAAUAACAAUCAAAUUUAUGGAAAUUUUCGAAAUACGUUAUUCUCCGAAAAUGAAUUGAUUAGAGUUGAAGAAACAAAAAACUUGAAAGAUUUUCCUGAUAAUAUAAUGAUCCGAGAUAUAUCAACUGUAGCCAAUAAAGUUUUACCUAUAGAUAUUCUUGAAGAUGAUAAACGAAGUAAUGUCGAUAACUGUUCGCCUGGUACAAGCAACAACGAUAAUGGAAAUGAUUUGGAUAGUUCAGAUAAAGCGGAUGUUGUAAAAGAUUCUAGCAAUGGUCAUAUGGAUAUUAAUUCGAAUGAAAUCGCUGUUAAUAAAUCAAACCAUGUCGAUGAUUUUAAAACAAUCCUCAAAAGAAAGAAAAAUUCGAAACGUAAAAGAAAAAUUGAAAUUUCAAAUAAACGAAGCCUGAAUUCAUUAGGAGUAGAACAGAAGUGGAUAAAAGCUGCUUUCAAAUUUAAAGGUAGUGGAAGACCCAAAAAGACAUAUACUGCAGCGUCUUGGUUUUUAAAACCAGUGGAAGAAAAUCAUGCCCCCGGAUAUUACGAUGUUAUCACAAAUCCUAUGGAUUUCAGCACUAUUAGAAAGAAGCUUGAGAGUGGUGCUUACGGAAAUUAUAGAGAUUUUAAUGAUGAUAUGGAGUUAAUAAAGACGAACUGUCAUCUUUAUAAUCCGCCAGAUCACGCUAUUCGCAAAGAUUGCGACGAAGUUUUUGAUUUUUACCAUGGAGAAUAUAAUAAACUGUUAGCAAAUUAUGAAAAUGUAGGUUAA